Messenger RNA from Eutrema salsugineum, 961 nucleotides. RefSeq names its product vacuolar protein sorting-associated protein 22 homolog 1. The record is from RefSeq and is a predicted model, not a curated record. The transcript has 7 exons. The coding region runs from base 88 to 840 and encodes 250 amino acids. Gene Ontology annotation, biological process: protein transport to vacuole involved in ubiquitin-dependent protein catabolic process via the multivesicular body sorting pathway. Gene Ontology annotation, cellular component: ESCRT II complex. NCBI's taxonomy places the organism in Eukaryota, Viridiplantae, Streptophyta, Magnoliopsida, Brassicales, Brassicaceae.
AAUGAACAAUCUGUUCAAAGGGAGAUUGUCCGACGAGUAUCGACGGUGAAGGAGAAAUCCGAAAAGAUCAAUAUCAUUUGAAAAAAGAUGAGACGACGACCAGGAAUCGGAGGAUUGCAAAAAGCUGCGGCUGCUAGGGAUCAAUACCGUUUACUGGGAGAAAAUGUUGCGAAGCUACGCACGGAUCUCAUGAAGGAACAACUCGCCACUUUCCGAUCUCAGCUUGAAGAAUUCGCUCGUAAACACAAGAACGAUAUUCGUAAAAACCCUGCCUUUAGGGCUCAAUUCCAUGAAAUGUGUGCUAAAGUUGGAGUAGAUCCUCUGGCUUCAAACAAGGGUUUCUGGGCUGAGCUACUCGGAAUUGGUGACUUCUAUUAUGAAUUGGGAGUACAGAUAAUUGAAGUUUGCAUGCUAACAAGGUCCCAUAAUGGAGGCUUGAUCAGUUUACAGGAGCUAUGCAACCAUCUUCGUCAGAGAAGAAAAAAAGACCGUGAAGCUGUGACUGAAGAUGAUUGUCUUCGAGCUAUUAGCAAGCUAAAGGUUUUGGGCAGCGGAUUUGAGGUCAUCACGGUUGGUAAGAAAAAGCUUGUCCGUUCAGUCCCCACUGAGUUAAACAAAGACCAUAACCAAAUCUUAGAGUUGGCUCAGGGCCAAGGCUUUGUAACUGUAGAAGAGGUACAAAGACGACACUCAUGGACUUCUGGUCGAGUUAUAGAUGCCCUCGAAACUUUAUUAGAAGAGGGUCUUGCGAUGAUUGAUGAUGGUCAUAAAGAUGGUAAACGUCGCUAUUGGUUCCCGUGUGUUUCUUCUGUUUAUGCAACUAGUGGAGCAGAUACUUAAAAUUAAUUUGAUUCAAUCUUUUUGUAUCCCUAUGUUUCAUUGUCUGUCAUAUUUUCUGGCUAGUAAAGGAUUUGCAUGUACAUACAUGAAGAAACAAAUUGAUGAGAUACAAUUUAUUAUU